UCGGAUGAGUGGAUUGAAGGCGAUGCAGGCCAUGAUGGCUGCCAGCCUGCAUGAUUUUUGGUAUUCUUUUUCUGUUAAAUCAUGAUGAUGAAUGUGUACAUCGAGUUUGGCUUUGGUGAUAUAUAUUGUUGGUCACUGGAAGGUGUAACGGACUCUGAGUAUCAUCAACGAAAUCUGUUUUGCACAUAAGUAUAUUUCUUCGCAACGGCCUCAGAUUUUACAGCAUUUUAUCCUAUUCUGUUUUAUUUUGAAGGAUCUUUCUACCUUGCCUUAAGAUGCAUUUCUCUCCCGCGGCGAUUCUCUUCAUCUCCGUCCUCGGUGCACAAGCAGUGCCCCUAGCCUUCCCCCGACUAGGAAGCAACACACUCGUGCGCAGACAAGAAGAACCCUACUCAGUUGUUAAUGUUGGCGGCGCCAAUCCCAACGGCGUCGACACCAGCUCUGUUAUUGAGACCCAGACCCAGACUGUGACCGCUCCCAGCAUCCCUCAGGCUCCCGUGACUGUCACGGUUACCAAUAUGCCAACAUCGACAUCUACACCAGUCAUCACACCCUCUUCGUGGGCCACACCUUCGUCCAGCUCAUGCACUCCAUCCUCAAAAAGUCUGUCAGCUUGGCCGACACCUUCGCCUGGGGAUGACCAUUCCAUCUACCCUCGGAGUUCCAACCUGACUCGCAAGUCUUCUCUGCCUCCUAAGAGCUUCCGAAGAUCGCUCUCGAGCACCAACAGCACCGGCCUUCAAGUUUUCAAUGUUCGCAGCGACAAUGCAACUGAGAGGGUGCCUAUCUCAGCUCGCACUUUGUUGAACGGCACAGUCGCAGCUCGCAGCGGUCUCUUGGCGCGGGCUCUCAACCAGACAGGCCGUGUAUACUAGACGAUGCGCAGCUCACCUGCUCAUCUGCUCGAGGAAAUCUCGAAUGAGAGCCCUGUACGAGUCACUGUCAGAAACAGCGUGGACUCUUCUCAGCGGCUGACAUAAUGACGGAAACGAUUACUUAGAUUGACGACUUGAUGUGCCAUGGUAUAUUUGAAACAGACAUACGGCACGCUCAUGACCUGCUUUCUGAGAUGAUUUCGGUUCAUAGAUUGUCCAUUGUAUUCAUUUGGUUCCUGCACAUAUUGGUGUUUGAGAGAACGGGUAUGUUACAUAGAUGGCGUCAAUAGAUAGAAUGUGAUUUUAC
Molecule: messenger RNA, 1182 nt
Organism: Aspergillus novofumigatus IBT 16806
Lineage: Eukaryota; Fungi; Ascomycota; Eurotiomycetes; Eurotiales; Aspergillaceae
Exons: 1
Coding region: 276-875 (199 amino acids)
Source: RefSeq, a predicted model, not a curated record